Molecule: messenger RNA, 2593 nt
Organism: Clarias gariepinus (North African catfish)
Lineage: Eukaryota; Metazoa; Chordata; Actinopteri; Siluriformes; Clariidae
Exons: 1
Coding region: 1-873 (290 amino acids)
Source: RefSeq, a predicted model, not a curated record
AUGAGCUGUGCUCAGACUGAACCAGAUGAAAGGCCUGCUAACCCCAGUGACAACACCAGUCCCAGUACAAAUGCCAAUUCCAACACUAACAUUAAGCCCAGCGUCUCUGGAAGUCCUGUACCCAAUGCCAAUGCAGACUCUAAUCCAAGCAAUACAUUUACAACCAAUGGCCCCAACACCAGCGAUGAGAUGGAGUGCAAGAUCUGCUAUCAGCGCUAUAACAUUCACAGCCGCAAACCCAAGAUUCUGGACUGCUUGCACCGGGUUUGCGCCCGCUGCCUAAACAAGAUCCUGGACAUUGGAGACAGCUCGGGCUGCAUCUGCUGUCCCUUCUGUCGGCAUGAGACGAGAGUUAGUGACUAUGAAGUGGCAGCACUACCAGACGACUCGAAUAUUAUGUCUUUCCUAGCGGUCCGGGACAAGUGCACGAGCUCGGACCACAGCAAAGAGGUGGUGCUGACACCCAAGAGUCUAUCGUCUAAUGACAGUCCAUACCACGAAUCUUCUAAUUGCCUGGUCAUUACCAUUAUGGAGGUCCAGAGAGAUGGACAGCAUUCACCCAGUCGCAACGGUAGCUCUGAUGACUAUGGGGAACACAGCCUGGACUCUGUAUCAAUGGCAUCAAAUGGUGGGACAAUGGACCAGGAUGCAUUUACUAAGAUUUGCAAUCACAUACCCCGGAUUCUUGUGUGGCUACUCGGCUUCUUUUACUUUGGGUCCUUGCCACUAGGCAUAUACUUACUGGUGAUCCAAAGAGUAACUCUGGGUAUUGUAUGUGUAAGUCUUGUUCCCACCAGCCUUACUGUGUGUUUGGUGUAUGGAUUCUGUCAGUGCCUUUGCCAAGGCAUGUGUGACUGUUCUACCAGAAGCUGAAUGGACAUGACCCAAAAGUGUGUCUCAGAAUGAUGAGUGCAAACAAACUAAUAACAUAAAGAGACACCUUCAUAUAUGUAUUGAGGGCUAUUAUACUUGUUACUGCGAUUUCGAGUGCUGUAGUACUGAAUAUCAGGUAAUCCCAGCUGUGCUGAUAUUUAGUCCAACAGCAGAAUUGUGUGAUAAUGGUUUCAUACAUAUGUUCUAUAAAAAUGAAAUUAAAAUAGAAUAAGUGACAUUUCAGCAACAAGACCGAUAAAUAGUUUGUUAUUUUUUGCUCAAACUAUUAAAGAGUUCCCAAAGAAGGCUGGAUAAAGCACUGUGUAAAGCCAAUAAAUAGACUGACUGACAGCCCAUAAUAAGCAAAGUACCAUUUUUAAUAAAUGAACUAAUAUGCUUAUAUUGGAGUAAUAACAAGUGGAGUAAUAAAAACAGUGAAAUGUACCAGUGCUACAGUGCUUUUAGAUUAAACAUCAGCACUCGUGAAACACCACUUUUCCUAUCAAAUUACUGGACCGGAAUUAACUGUUGUAUAAUUACCUUACAAUGUAAACACUUUCCUUAACAAACAAAACAAAUGUCAUGCCUGGUGUCUAAGGCCUGGUUUGUACUUCAGCUUUAAAGUGUAUUUGCAUCAUGACACAGAGAGGGAGUUUAUGGCCAAGAGAUGCAAUAAUUCUCUCUCGUGCUGUUCUUCCAAAAGCUAAUAUUGAGUCAUGAGUAUCUAGGGUGUUGUGUGUCAACCGGCCUUCAGGCAAACGUUGAUUGGUUGAGACAGGAAAGUGUAUCUGGUUGUGUACUUGGAAACAUUGUGAUUAUACCCUGUGCCAAUUCACUUUAACUGAAGGGCUUUAGACGAAUACCAUACGGAUGGUAAAAUCCAGGCUCCUACAGGCUAGGCUUCACCAGCCCAAGCGUUAUCUAUUAGACAUCUGGAAAUAAAUUUAACCAUAUUCACGUUUUCAAUUCCUCCAGCUCAACUGUUUAAACUUGUGGCACCUCGAUUUCUCAUGGGUGGUGUCUAAAAAAUUAUGAAACAUUGGCUUAGUGGUUAGCACAGUCACCUUGAACUCACAGGGCUGCAGGUUCGAAUCUCGCCCCUGCUUCUCCAGUUGUCUUUCCAAAUGUUCUCCACAUGCUUGGUGGAUUUCCUCUUGGCACUCCAGUUUCCUUCCAUAAUUCAAAAACAUUCAGUGUAAACAAGCUGGCGUUUCUAAAUAACCCAUAGUGCAUGAGUGGACAUGUGUGCUUGUGGCCCUUGAUGGGACUUAAACUUAAUCAUCAUUGCACAAAAUGCACUGAAAUUCACAAAUCUUUUCCACCUUAGCAUUUUUCAUUGUCACAACAAACACCCCCACUGUCUUGGAUUUAUUAAUGCCACAGUGAAACACUGCUCUAUUCCAUUAUUCUGGUACAUAUGGCAUUGUACCCACACAUAGUUUACAUUACAUGGAACCUACCGUAUGCGAGCAUCCAUGCAUGAUGCCCUCACAUUCUUGCAAAUACCUGUUCACAGAAGUAUACCCCAUGCAUAACAUUAAGGACGUACAACAUGUUGCAUUACCAGUCCAUGUGUUCAAAGAGGAAUGCUUCCCUGCGUAGAUUCCUAAUAGUAUAAUAUUUAAACCACAAAACAUGGCGAACAAGAAUGCCCAAGCAACUGGAAAGUCAAAUGAUGAAACUAUUUUCAGUAUGAAAGAUGCCACAAAUGCUAUUAAUA